Messenger RNA from Lampris incognitus (smalleye Pacific opah), 3458 nucleotides. RefSeq names its product minichromosome maintenance complex component 7 (gene mcm7). The transcript has 16 exons. Gene Ontology annotation, molecular function: single-stranded DNA binding; single-stranded DNA helicase activity; ATP hydrolysis activity. Gene Ontology annotation, biological process: double-strand break repair via break-induced replication; DNA replication initiation; DNA replication. The coding region runs from base 779 to 2644 and encodes 621 amino acids. Gene Ontology annotation, cellular component: MCM complex; nucleus. NCBI's taxonomy places the organism in Eukaryota, Metazoa, Chordata, Actinopteri, Lampriformes, Lampridae. The record is from RefSeq and is a predicted model, not a curated record.
UGCUGAUGGCCAUUUAACUACUGGCGGCCAACUAGUGUUAACUGGCCAUAAUUGCCGUGCUUCCCCUUGCAAGCAAAACCAGUGCGUCAUUUUGAACUUUCGUUUCGCAACGGAUCUGCAGUUAAGUAAAUAGCAUGUUGGGGUGUCGAAACAGUCGAUGUCGCCUGUGAGAACGGGUAUUUGAAGGCGAUCGUACCCCCGGCGACGGGGUCAUAACCCAUUUUUUUCCAGAGGUAAUUUAAAAACUCCAGAUCGGUUAUAUUUUGGAAACGCUCGGGGACUAUUUUCCAAGCGCAGGGAUCGCGGAGGUUUUCUCGGGGUGACGAGGCCCAAAAAGCCAUGUGCUGCUUUGUUUACAAUAACAUCCUCCAUCACAGAAAAUAACGCGCCGGAGACGCCGAUUAUCUGCCGUUUUGUCGACCUCGGUAGUGAAUGGUCCAACGUUGUUUAGGUGCCUACAGGACUUCAGCUGGCGUUAAUACUUUACUAGAAAUGCAAGAAGUUCCUGCAGGAGUUUUACACCGAAGAUUACUCUGGGAAGAAAGUGUUUAAAUAUGGAGCUCAGCUUGUGGCGCUUGCCCACCGGGAGCAGGUGGCCCUCCAUGUGGACCUGGACGAUGUGGGUGAGGAGGACCCGGAGCUCGUCGAGAGCAUCAGCGAGAACACAAAACGCUACGUCGCCUUGUUUGCCGACGCCAUCCAUGAGUUGUUGCCAGACUACAGAGAGAGAGAUGUUGUGGCCAAGGAUUCCCUGGACGUGUACAUUGAACACAGACUGAUGAUGGAACAGAGAGGUCGCGACCCCGCAGAUACAAGGGACCCUCACAACCAGUACCCAGCUGAGCUUAUGAGAAGAUUUGAGCUGUACUUCAAGGCUCCCAGCACAGCCAAGCCCAAAGUGGUACGUGAUGUGCGUGCCGAUAGCAUUGGGCAGCUGGUGGUGGUGAGGGGCAUCGUAACCCGUGCCACUGAGGUCAAACCAAUGAUGGCUGUCGCUACCUAUACCUGCGACCUGUGUGCUGCUGAGACAUAUCAACCAAUCCAGUCCCCGUCCUUCAUGCCCCUCAUUAUGUGUCCCAGUCAGGAGUGUGUCACCAACAAGUCAGGGGGUCGCCUUUACCUGCAGACCAGGGGCUCGAAGUUUGUAAAGUUUCAGGAGCUGCGCAUUCAGGAGCAUAGUGAUCAGGUGCCCGUCGGAAACAUUCCAAGGAGCAUGACUGUAUUUGCUCGUGGUGAGAACACACGUGUGGCCCAGCCUGGAGACCACGUAGCCAUCACAGGCGUAUUCCUUCCUCUGUUGCGCGCCGGCUACAGACAGGCUGUGCAGGGUCUUCUGUCAGAGACUUACCUGGAGGCACACAGCAUCACCCUUAUGAACAAGUCCGAGGACGAUGAACUAGGCACUGAGGAGCUGAAUGAGGAGGAGCUUCGCAGUAUCGCAGCCGAGGAGGAAUUCUAUGAGAGACUGGCAGGCUCCAUCGCUCCAGAGAUCUUUGGGCAUGAAGAUGUGAAGAAGGCUCUUCUGCUGCUCUUGGUUGGAGGAGUACAGCAGGCCCCUAAAGGCAUGAAGAUUAGAGGCAACAUAAAUAUCUGCCUGAUGGGGGAUCCAGGCGUGGCCAAGUCUCAGCUGCUCUCCUACAUCGACCGCCUGGCUCCUCGGAGUCAGUACACGACCGGUCGGGGCUCAUCUGGCGUGGGUCUGACUGCAGCAGUGAUGCGUGACCCUCUGACUGGAGAGAUGACCCUGGAGGGAGGGGCCUUGGUGCUGGCCGACCUGGGCGUCUGCUGCAUCGAUGAAUUUGACAAGAUGGCCGACGCAGACCGGACAGCCAUCCACGAGGUGAUGGAGCAGCAGACAAUCUCCAUUGCUAAGGCGGGCAUCAUGACCUCUCUUAACGCCCGGUGCUCCAUCCUGGCAGCAGCCAACCCUGCCUAUGGCCGCUACAACCCCCGGAAAAGCAUAGAGCAGAACAUUCAGCUGCCGGCUGCGCUGUUGUCCCGUUUCGACCUGCUUUGGCUGAUCCAAGAUAAGCCUGACGCUGACGCGGACCUGCGGCUUGCACAGCACAUCACCUAUGUGCACCAGCACUGCCGCCAGCCGCCAACACACUUCACCCCCAUCGACAUGAAGUUGAUGAGGCGCUACAUUUCCUUGUGUAAGAAGCGGCAGCCUGUGGUGCCUGAGGCUCUGGCCGAUUAUAUCACCGCUGCCUACGUGGAGAUGAGGAAGGAGGCACGUGUCAGCAAGGACACCACCUUCACCUCUGCUCGUACCCUCCUCUCCAUCCUCCGCCUCUCCACAGCCCUGGCUCGCCUUCGCAUAGUGGACACCGUGGAGAAAGAGGAUGUUAAUGAGGCAAUGAGGCUGAUGGAGAUGUCAAAGGACUCAUUGCAAGCUGACAAGUCAAGCACCACAAGAACUCAGCGCCCUGCUGAUGUGAUCUUCUCUCUGUUGCGUGAGCUUGCCACUGAGGGUGUGAUGGGCCGUGGCGGAGCCGGCGGAGUGGUGCGCAUGGCCGAGGCGGAGCAGAGGUGCGUGUCCCGGGGAUUCACCCCGGCUCAGUUCCAGGAGGCGUUGGAGGAGUACGAGGAGCUGAACGUAUGGCAGGUCAACCAGGCCCGCACCCGCAUCACAUUCAUCUGAAGAAACUCACCCUUAGGACGCGGUCGCCUAAGGAGAACUUUGCACAGGCUUUCAAAGACUUGAAUGAGGCGCUUUAUUUUUAAACUGUCCGAUUGUUAAAAACAAGUUACUUUUUAUAUAUAUAUAUAUAACAUUUCCAGUUGCAGAUUCAAAACUUCACAUUAUUUUGAGCACUCACUGUUCAUGAAUAAAAUUGCUUGUAAAUAUGUAAUAUGAAAAGUCUUGACUUUUUUCGGGGGGGCUCACCAAUUGUAUCCAGCCAAUUACCCCAGUCUCCCGAGCCAUCCCAGUCGCUGCUCCAUCCCCUCUGCCGAUUCGGGGAGGGCUGCAGUCUACCACAUGUCUCCUCUGAUACAUGUGGAGUCGCCAGCCGUUUCUUUCUACCUGACAGUGAGAAGUUUCACCAGGAGGACGUAGCGCGUGGGAGGAUCACGCCAUUCCCCCCAGUUCUCCCUCCCCCCUGAACGGGUGCCCCAACCAACCAGAGGAGGUGGUAGUACAGCGACCAGGACACAUACCCACACCUGGCUUUCCACCCGCAGACACGGCCUAUUGUGUCUGUAGGGAUACCUGACCAAGUCGGAGGUAACACGGGGAUGCGAGACCAGUGUUGGUAGGCAACAGAAUAGACCACUAGGCUACCUGGACGCCCCCUCGGACUCCAUUAUGGGAGAUGUGCUGUGCUGAACUGCAGUUUUCCAGUUUAAAAUUAUGCAGUGUCUGAACAUUUUACUAAUAUGUUGUAAUACAGAUCAGUCUCAGAAGCACACUGUGUAGUCCAACUUCAAUUGGUGUGCUAACCUUACAUUGUGGC